This is a messenger RNA of Xiphias gladius (swordfish), 4817 nucleotides long. It is a transcript of the gene sfmbt1, whose product is annotated as Scm like with four mbt domains 1. Gene Ontology annotation, biological process: regulation of DNA-templated transcription. The record is from RefSeq and is a predicted model, not a curated record. Bases 401 to 3001 code for a protein of 866 amino acids. Lineage: Eukaryota; Metazoa; Chordata; Actinopteri; Istiophoriformes; Xiphiidae. Gene Ontology annotation, cellular component: nucleus. The transcript has 21 exons. Gene Ontology annotation, molecular function: transcription corepressor activity; histone binding.
GUGGCGCAUUCGUCUUUUUUCCCGUCUCUCAAAAAGACGAGUCGGGUUCGGUCGAGUGUAAGCGCCCUUAUUGCUCGCCAGCCUGCUCUUAUUGCUCAAGCCGUGACGUUCAGUAACUUGACUCGGACACAGGCGAUUUUACCAUGUGUCCGGGGAGUCCCACACGGCCGUUGUGCAUUUGGGACCGCAUGUUUAUUUACUAGACGGCAAUGUGACCGUUUUCUUAAUCGCUGUUUUUCCAGUGUUCUCCUCAGUGUGAAAGUUAGACCGUCGGCGCUGUAGUCCCUCUCUGCAAAGCCAUUGCGUUAAUGGCCCAUCUCUGUUUCUGAAUGCUGCGGUUGGUCCGUACAAGCAGUGCAACCUCAAGAGCUCCUUGUCUUGGCCUUGAGGGGGCACCAGCAUGAGUCAGGAGUCACUGGAGUCCGAUGGAGACUCUGCUCAGGAUGUGUGUGACUUCAACUGGGAUGACUACCUGGAGGAGACUGGAACCGUGUCUGUGCCCCAUCACGCCUUCAAACAUGUGGACCAGGGUCUACAGACAGGACUGACUCCAGGCAUGAAGCUGGAGGUGUGCAUGCGCUCAGAGGCCGACAACCCCUACUGGGUGGCCAACAUCAUCACCACAUGUGGCCAGCUGCUGCUGCUACGCUACGAAGGAUACCAGGAUGACCGGCGUGCCGAUUUCUGGUGUGACAUCAUGACAGCAGACCUCCACCCGCUGGGCUGGAGCCGCCAGCAUGGCAAGACCAUGAGGGCCCCUGAGGGUGUGCGUGAGAAGCACCAGGACUGGGAAGCUCUGCUGGAAAGGGCCCUGGCUGAGGAGUGCAGCGUGCCUGCCAACCUGCUGGAAUUGCCCCAGCGUGGCAGAGACCCAGUGGAGCUCCUGUGUGCAGGCUCCUAUGUGGAGCUCCAGGACAGUGUUGACUCUGGGCUGGCCUGGGCUGCUGAGGUGGAGGAGAAUGUCGGAGGGCGGCUGAAGCUGCGCCUGGUAGGCACCGAGGGCCUCCCAGACACACCCGCAACUGUCUGGCUCUUUUACCUACACCCACGCCUCCACCCACCUGGAUGGGCCAAAGAGCGUGGCUGCACCCUGAGGCCUCCCUCAGAUCUGUUGGCACUGCGGUCAGAGGAAGAGUGGGAGGAGGUGAGACAGAGGAUCAAUGAUCUGCCUCAGGAUGAAGCCCUGACUGCAGAGUUCAGUAAGGAUCAGCCUUCCAUCGCUGCUCAUUGUUUCAAGGAAGGGAUGAAACUGGAGGCUGUUGACCCGACUGCUCCUAUUUCCAUCAGGCCUGCCACUGUCACCAAGGUGUACAGUGAGCAUUACUUCCUAGUGACAAUGGACGACCUUUGUGGUAUUGAGGAGUCAGAAGGCUCGGGCCGGUCCUUCCUGUGUCACAGAGACAGUCCAGGGAUCUUCCCUGCUCAGUGGAGCCUCAAAAACGGGCUCCCUCUCAGCCCCCCACCAGGAUAUCAGGGUCCAGACUUUGACUGGGCAGAUUACCUGAAACAGUGUGAGGCCGAGGCUGCUCCUCAGCACUGCUUCCCAGCUGAGCAGUGUGACCAUGGCUUCAAAGAGGCCAUGAAACUGGAGGCUGUUAACCCGCUGUCACCAGAGAACAUUCACGUGGCAACAGUCACCAGGGUCAAAGAGCAAUACAUUUGGCUCAGCCUGGAAGGACUCAAACAGCCCAUGCCAGAGCUGAUAGUUCAUGUGGACUCCCUUGACAUCUUCCCUGUCAGCUGGUGUGAGACAAAUGGCUAUCCACUUGUCUAUCCCAUCAAACCCUCAGUUGAGAAAGAGAGGAAGAUUGCUGUGGUGCAGCCAGAGAAACACAGAACUCCACCGAAAUCUUCGUCACCUGACACUGUCAAGCAGCAGAUGGCCAGCCAGUCAGAAACAGGACAGGGGAACGGGAAAUACUGCUGUCCCAAGAUCUACUUCAACCACCGCUGUUUCUCGGGACCUUACCUUAACAAGGGACGCAUCGCCGAGCUGCCUCAGUUCAUCGGCCCUGGAAACUGCGUCCUCGUGCUCAAAGAGGUAUUGACUCUGCUGAUAAACUCGGCAUACAAGCCCAGCCGUGUGUUGAGGGAGCUGCAGCUGGACCAGGAGAGCCGCUGGCAAGGCCAUGGAGAGACACUCAAAGCCAAGUACAAGGGAAAGAGUUACCGGGCCACUGUGGAAAUCGUGCGCACUGCAGACCGUGUGGCAGACUUCUGCAGGAAAACCUGCAUCAAGCUAGAGUGCUGCCCGAACCUGUUUGGACCUCGUAUGGUUCUGGAGCGCUGCUCUGAGAACUGCUCUGUCCUUACCAAGACCAAAUACACGUAUUACUAUGGUAAGAAGAAGAGUAAACGCGUUGGCCGUCCACCCGGGGGCCACUCCAACCUGGAGGGUGGAGUGAAGAGAAGAGGGAGGAGGAGGAAGAGGAGGAAGCAGCUCUUUGUCCAUAAGAAGAGACGCUCUUCAGCCUCCGUGGACAACACGCCUGCUGGCUCUCCACAGGGCAGUGGAGAGGAAGAAGAUUUAGAUGAAGAUGACUCCCUGAGUGAAGACUCUGGCUCAGAGCUGCAGGACGAUCUCCAGGAUGAUUCUGAACAAUCUGUCGGGAAGUCUCAGCCCACCACGCCGUCCCCCUCCCCACCAGCGACACCCAGGCCCACACGCCGACGCCGGAAACCCCGCUCACCAUCUUUUUCUGACGACGAGAACCGCCCACCCUCACCAAAGACCUCAAAGACUGAGCCUCCUCAGAAGUUGUGUUUGGACACCAGCCCCCUGGAGUGGAGCGUUACUGAUGUGGUUCGCUUCAUCAGAACAACUGACUGUGCACCUCUUGCAAGGAUUUUCUUGGAUCAGGAGAUUGACGGACAAGCGCUGCUCCUGCUGAACCUCCCGACAGUGCAGGAGUGCAUGGACCUGAAGCUGGGACCGGCCAUCAAGCUGUGCCACCACAUUGAGAGGGUCAAGCUGGCAUUUUAUCAACAGUUUGCUACGUAGCUGACGGGGAAUGAGGAUUGGACAUAAUUACAUUCUGUUCUGUGUAUUAAUCCUGUGAAAACACUGUAUUUUCCCAUUUUAACAUUUCUUACACUGGACAUCCUUUAGAAUCCUGCAUAUACCACAUCAUGUCAGACAAGCAUGGACAUAUGACGGAUGAAGCGACGUCCUUAGGAGAAGGAGAAGAGAUACAUUGGGUCAAAAACAGUUCAGGUGCUCUUUAGGAGAGCAUAGAAAAGAGGAGGACUCAAAGAGAAUAAUUCAAGGCACUUCCAUGCCAUAAAUAAAUGUAAAAGCCUUUAUUAAAUCCAGCACAUUGACUUUAAUCUAAUCCAUCAUCACCGAGAUGAUUUUAAGAUGAAAGAAGUUGGUUUCUAGACAUGAUCUAAUAAGAUGAAACUAAUAGUUUCUAAAAAGGCCUUUUUACUUACUUCCUUCUGAAUGCCUUGGAUUCUCCUCUUUUAUUUCCUCUUUCUUUCUUUUUAGGAAGAUUGACUGAGGGCCAGUGCCACAACUCCAUUGGUCUACACUAUCCUUUCAUGACUUCCAGCCUGUCUUGCUCUCUCUAAAACGAAAUAGCACUGAAUCAUAGCUUUUAUUUUUCAUACUAUGCCCUAGAAUAUUUGGUAUCUGCCAGUCAACAUUUGCUGUUGUCUGCUGGUGUCAGAAAUUCGGUGAUUCUGUUUGGUUUUUUUUGUUUUGUUUUUUUUUUGUUUUGUUUUUUUUUCUUAUUUUUAAAGUUGAAGUAUAAUUAAUUGAAAAGAUAAGUGCAACCUUUUUAGAGCAGAUGAAGGGUACACACAGGAUAUGAGAGCCCAGUUACACUGAAGCACUUAAAACCAAACAUUGUUUUUCACAAAAUUCGUUUCACUACAAAAGCUCCAGGCUGUAUCUUGAAGUACUGGUAUCCAUAUGGUUUUCUACUUUCGAGAGAUCAUUUGGCCCAUUAGUUAAAAAAAGACAGAAAUAAUUGUUUGCACACAGAUAAAACUACAAGUUGCAUAAAAUGAAUUCAGUUUGUAAGUUUCUUGAAAUCCAGAUGUAAUGUUAAAUUAACCUCUGAUUAUAGUAAAUUUGAAAGAACAGUCAUAGUGAGUCAUUGCAAGACAAGGAAUUUAAUUUUAGUGUGAACACCACACACAUAUACUGUACUGACACGUCUGCUUAACAGAUGUAAAAGGGGCCUUCAUCUCAAGAGAUCAAAUUGCUUUCUUGUUCAAGCUUCUAUAUAAGACAAGUUUACAGUGCAAGGAUUCUGUAAUGCAAGCACAAGCAAAACCAUGUACUGUUGGGUGGUAUGCAAAUAUGAUGGUGCAUGUUUGUAUAUAGUGUAUAUAUAAUCAAAUAUCUUUUAGUGCAACAGGGUGAUUAGAGAGAAAAUCUAUUGAGCAAUUAACUUUCUGCAUAACCAAUGAACAAAUGCCCUAAAUAUACAGUAGGCUAUAUUUGCACAGAAUAGGCCUAAACCACCUCAUAUGGGGAGUACGGUUCAAACAAACUCAGCUACAGUUGAUUAUUUGAGCCAUUUCAUAACAUUGACUAGUCAUUAUUUUUAACACGUUAACUUAAUGGGCAUUUUUAAAGCAAGAAGAUAUUCAAAAAAUGCUUUUGUAAAUCAGUUAUUCCUCUUUUUACCCAUUCCUGUAGUGUGAUUUAUUGUAUUGUGCUUCAUUUUGUGUGAGAAAAAGCUACGUGGGCUCUUUGUUUACUCAUUUGCUUGUAGUUACAGCAGUACUCAAAGCAAUGGAACAUAUUUUUAUCUCAUGUUUAAAUAUUAUUGCUAUUUAAAGAGAACACUGCAAUAAAAACUGCGAAC